AUGCGAGUAACGACAGCCAAACGGCUCCUUGAGCCCUGCACUCAUGGUUUGACUCGUCCAUGCCCAUCUGUCAACAUUGAUCUCGUAGCCACCGUCUCUACCGGCACUGGUAACAGCAGGGAGACGGUCGAGGUCUGGCGCCGAAAUGGGCAGAGAGUCUUCGUUGUUAAUGCUCCCGAUACUAUGAUCGACAAGGAGGAUGAAGGUGGUGCACCUAGCAAGGCAGAAGUCAAGGCAAUGGAAUGGAGAGGAGACGGCAAAAUGUUGGCCGUGUACUGGAGCCGUGGUCAGAAGGGAACAGUCACUGUUGUGGACGUUUAUGAUGGCAAAGUUGUCUGCACGUUGAACGUUCGGGCCAAGCGACUGGUGCCGGAUUGGUCUACCACACCGCAGGACGACGACUCGGCUAAGCCUGUGGACGGGCGCAAUCGCAGAGGCACGAUGAGUUGGCAGAACCAUUUUGCCAGUCCAUCCGAGAUCAGGAAGAUGCGGGCACGAGAUGCAGACGACCGGAAAGCACGGGACUUGGAGCAACUGCUAUCCGGCGAAGACUUGGACGGAAACGAACUUGAUGGACAGAACAUGCUUCGAUCAAGCGCCAACCUUCCAAGAGCACUCUCGCGCAUCGAGAUCGAUGUUGCUCUGCCCAAACUCUCCACACUACCACCCAUAGCCGCAACAGGGACGGAUGACGACCUCUUCAGCACAAGACACUCUAUCGAUACCAUUUUUCAUGCAGCAAACACAAACACAUCGGAUACCGGCUCUUUCGGGGCACAUGGCGAUCAUGAUACUGUCGACGUCCUCCUGACUAAUGUCGAUAAAUGUAAUAUCCACAUCAGCAUGUACGACUCUUUCGUCGUAGGUACCGUGGACGCCGCGCUGGCACUCCCAAAAGGCUUCAAGGGCACCAGAGUCAUUCAAGACGCAAGCCACCCAUUCCUCACGACCCACUUCCUGGUACUCGAAGCCGUCAAAGACGGCCCCGUACGAUCAUCCAAAUUGGCACCCGACUUGUCACUGCAUGUGGUAGCGCUCGAUCUUCGCUUCAUAACACAGACCGGCUACAACCUCCCUCUCCUCGCUACAAAAGCCACCCAACUCCAAAAUCUCCUCCGCUACCUCAUUCAAGUGUCCACACUCUUGUCUGCUGAGGUGCGCACCGCGUUCGACCUCCCUCAGCGCUUCGUCGCCAAUAUCAGCGAGUCCCUCGCCGAAGAUGACCCAGCCGCCUCCUUCAUGACCCAGGCAUACCAGCUGAUUAUCAUGGGAACCUGCAACGAGAAGUUCCGGGAGUGGCUGGUCGAUCAGGUCGGCGAGCGGGGUCUCAAGCGCUGGGAGAAGGCGGUCGGAGACUGCUUAGACAUGAUCCGGCGGAUGACAAGUGAAUGCCUGCUGCCCGCUAUCGAGCGCGCACAGCUCGUGAUCAGCAGGCUGGACGGGCUCAGCCGGUUUGCGGACACAGCCAGUCGACUGGGCUUGGACGAAAUGGCGGUGCGGGACGUGAGGAAAGUGCUGGACACGUUGAACGUGCUGUGUCAUGACAUGCUGCAGGAUGUUUGUACCGAAGUGAAAGAGUUUGCGUCUUUUGUGAGAUGGUUGCGAUGGGAGAUCGAGGUUCAAACCCUGGGCGAGGAUUCCGAGCGAGCGGAGGAGAUGAGGGAGAGCUAUACCGGGGAGUCGGAGGUGCGGACUGUUCUGGAAUAUAUCGAAAGUGCCAUGGGGGUAAGUCGGUUGCUGAGGUACGUAAGGACGGAUCCAGCGGAAAGUGAUAACGUGGAGAUCACAAAUGAUGGUGAUCUGCUGGAAGGCUACAAAUUGGCAAGAGAAGGACAGCACUACGAGGAUACGCUGAAGCUGAGCGACCUGCUGAAGGUGCUUGCCGACAGGAGCAAAGUGGUGUUCGACUCGACGGCGGAGACGUUGCGGAAGAACGUCCUUUGCAGCCAUGUGGCAGAAUUGCCUGCUUGCCUCGAUGAGAGAGUCAUGGCGUCGAGCGUGCUGCAAUCUGAGCUGGGCGAAGGGUUCUCCAUGCACGUGGUGUCAACACGGAAGGAUGACACAGCUCAUCUGUACAAAGUGACAUUUGAUACUGAUCGAGCCGGCAAUACGACCGCUCCGGGAAAAAUUGAGGAGCAUAAGUUCACAGGUACAAGAGGCUCUGAGGUCAAAAGCCUGGCCAUGGUCGGACAGGCGAGACAAUUCCUGGCAUUGGUCGAUUUCAGGGGCUCGCCGAAGACUGCUAUAUCUUGUCUUGCGUUCAGCUGGGAUGCAAUGAGUGGCGGCGGACAUGAGAAGCAUAUAUUCACCAUGGACGGAACAACGACCGGUAUAAGUCCAGGCGAGCUAAGGGCAGUGAAAGGGCAAAAGGGACGAGACAGGCUUGUGUGCGUUGACAAGGAAGGUUUAGGCUUCGUGGUACUCGAAGACGAGUAG
Cyphellophora attinorum is the source of this 2436-nucleotide messenger RNA. RefSeq names its product Anaphase-promoting complex subunit 4. The transcript has a single exon. Bases 1 to 2436 code for a protein of 811 amino acids. Gene Ontology annotation, cellular component: nuclear periphery; anaphase-promoting complex. The record is from RefSeq and is a predicted model, not a curated record. NCBI's taxonomy places the organism in Eukaryota, Fungi, Ascomycota, Eurotiomycetes, Chaetothyriales, Cyphellophoraceae. Gene Ontology annotation, biological process: anaphase-promoting complex-dependent catabolic process; positive regulation of mitotic metaphase/anaphase transition; protein K11-linked ubiquitination.